Molecule: messenger RNA, 3698 nt
Organism: Paramecium primaurelia
Lineage: Eukaryota; Ciliophora; Oligohymenophorea; Peniculida; Parameciidae
Source: the annotation of a GenBank genome assembly
AUGUCUUUAAAUAACAUUUUUAAGCAAAAGUAAAUUGAAAGAAUAAAGGAAUAAUAAUUAAAUAGGUAUAAAUUAAUUAUAAUCGUAGAGAAUAAAGGGAGAAGAAAUUGGAAGAAAUAAGAAAAAUUAAGUCAGUUUAAUUCAAAGCCAGAUAAGCAAAUCGAGUAGAAAUGUUUGAAGAGAAUAAACUAAGCAAACUAAGAGAAACCUUAAAAGAGGGCAGCUACCCAAUAUUACCAAUCACAAAGCAUUCAUUCAGAGAUCGUUAUAAGGAAAAGGAGUUAGAUGGUAAUAUAUUAUUAAGAAGGUAAAUGCACAUAGUAUAAUAGUCAAUUAUCAGGGAAGGAGAGAGCUAGACAAACAAUGUUAGACUUUAAUUAAGGACAUUUGGCAACAGGAGAAUUUAAUAAAGAUUAACCACAUAAGAACCAUUAUAAAUGGUUGAAAGUGGAUGAUCAAUCUAAAUAAGGAAAUCCUAUGAGAUUUGGUAAAGGAGAAAGAGUAGAGACUGAAAGAGUGAGAGGUGUGAUUUAGAAUACAACAUAGAAAGUUGAUUAUGUGGUAAUAUGUUUCAUAUACAGAAAAAAGACUUGAUGAUGUUGACAAAUCCUACAUGGAAAUAAGAUGAUAAAUCUAAAUGGAUGGAUAACAAUACUUUUAAUAUUUAUAAUAAGAAAAGAUUUGAUCCAUCAUCUUGGGAGUAACUUCCAAUAAAUUACAAAAAUUAAAGUAAUGUAUUUGUUGAAGGAUUCGAAGUUUUGGGUGAUCCUUCAAGAAAGAGAUACAAAGAAUAAGAAGUACUUAAUUUUAUUAAUUAAAAAAAGCAUAAAAGAACAGAAUAUAUACCAACAGUAAAAGAAGAUUAAAUUGGAACUACUCUACAUAUAUCAAGAUCUUUAAGAACUUUCAAAGCUGAUUAAUUAAUUAAUGAAUAAUCUAAUUUUGAUGAAUACUCUUAGAAUACAAAAUUAAAAUAUUAUAAAUCUGCUUUAAUUGAAACUAAAAGUAUUGAUCAUUAAAUACCCUAUCAACAUAGUAAUAAGUAUUAUAUAAUUAAAUUAAUUAUAGUUUUAAAUCUCUUGAUUUUAAGAAUCUUCGACCUGAACUAAAAACUAAAAUAUUUCGCAAUUCAUUAACUACAUCCACAAAAGCUUAAACUUAGAAUUGUAAUCAAACUCCAUUAAAAACAACCUAAACUAAAUUUGAAACUGAAUAAGCUACAACUGCAGAUUAUAUGCAAUCCAAACUAUCAAAAAUAUAAGAGGUUUCAUAAAAUUUAAUUGCUUCUGAUCAAAAGAUUUCGAUUAAUCAAAAGACUUUAGAGAGUGAAAACUCAAAAUCUAAGACUUAAUUUAAUAAAUAGUAAUCAUUAGAUAAUCUAAUUAAACUCAAGUAUCCAUAUCAUUAGGAAAAUGAUGAAACCACUAAGAAAAUUUUACAUGAAUAUUUUAGGUGGUAAUGAUUUAUUUUAUUUAUCAUUAUUGUAAUAUAAUAAUAAUAAUGAGUAAUAUUAAAGUAUUUUGUAGAAUCAGACCAUUAAAUCAAAAAGAAACAUCUUUAAUCAAUUAUAUUAUUAGAGAUUAAACAUUACAAAUAGGUGAGUAAAAGUUUACAUUUGAUAAGAUUCUUGAUAGUAAUACUACUUAAUAAGAAGUAUAUGAUGAAAUAGGAAAACCUAUAAUAGAUUAAAUUCUGUAAGGAUUCAAUGCUACAUUAUUAAUGUAUGGAUAGACAUCAUCUGGUAAAACUUAUACUAUGAUUGGGGAUCAAUAAUAACCAGGAAUUAUUAAAAGAACUAUUAAUGAUUUAUUUGAUGCAAUAGACAGUUCUCCAACUGAAUCUGAAUUUCGUAUUAAAAUCUAAAUUGUGGAAGUUUAUAAAGAAAAAGUUAAAGAUUUAUUAGACAUUAAUAAAUAAGAUUUAAAAAUAAGAGAGAUGGCUAAUCAAGGAUUCUACAUUCAAUAAAUUACAUAAUUAUGGGUUUGUGAUAAGGAAGAAAUUUAUAAUGCAUUACAAAAGAGUUUGGUCAAUAGAUAAGUUGGUUAUACUAAUCUUAAUGAUAUGUCAUCUAGAUCUCAUCUAUUAUUUUAAAUGGUAAAUCUUUUUAAAAUUCUAUUUUAGACAGUCAUUAUGAAUAAUGAAAUUGAAGGAACAUCAUAUACAGGAUAAUUAAUAAUGGCUGAUCUUGCAGGUAGUGAAAAUGCAUCUAAAGCUGGAACAACUGGAAAUGCAUUAUAAGAAGGAGCAUUCAUAAAUAGGAGUCUAUUAACACUUGUAUAUCUUAAUAUUUAUAUAUUACCAGUCUAAUGUAAUAAAUGGAUUAUCAGAUAAAUAAUAACAUGUACCUUUCAGAGAAUCAAAUCUAACUAAAUUAUUAUGGAAUGGACUUAGUAAAAACUCAAUGACUUCUCUCAUUAUUACUUGUAGUCCAUGUAUUAGUAAUGAAACUGAAACUCUUAGUACUCUUCGAUUUGGAAUCAGAGCUAAAAUGAUUAAAACAUAACCAAAAGUAAAUAAAGAAGUAACAAUAAAAGAAUUAGAAAUCUAAAAUAAUAAAUUGACUAAGGAACUUGAAGAUAAAAAUUACAUUAUCGAUCAAUUAAAAAAGGAUGAUAACAAAAUUAAAAUUAUUAAAUUUGAAGAAUUAAUUUUACAUUUGCGUCAAGAAAAUCAAUUAUUGAAAGAAUAGAACUCAUAAUAUAUUACAGAAUUAGAUUUGAAAUCCUUAGACUAUUAAGAAAUUUAAACUAAUUUAAAAAAUUCAUUACUUGAAUCUGAUCGAUUAUAAUAAUCUAAUUUAUAGUAUUAGAAAUAAAUUGAGUAAUUUCAAUUAAAUAAAGACUUAGAAAUUCAUGAAUUGAAUACUUAAAUUGAAAUUCUUAAACAACAACUUUAAUAAAAGGAUGAAAGUAUUCAAUAAUUAUCUAAGCAUUUAGCAAAUAUAUAAAGAAUUUAAACAUAAAAUUCAUAAUUAUAAUUACAUGAACAUUAUGUUGAAAAAAUACACACAUAAAAUAUAGGAGAUUUACUUAAAGAAAUAGAUGAACUUAAAAAAAAGACAUUUGAAGAAAAGAGUGAAAUUAAAUAUUAAAAUAAGGUUAAUGAAAGCUAAAUCUUAGUAUUUACAAAGUAAAUAAAAAAUUAGGAAUCUGAAAUAUCUAAUUUAAAAGAGGAAAUCAAAAAUUAUUAAUUAUAACUUAUGAAAAAUAAUGAUGAAUUACUCAAUUUAAUGAAAUAAAAUAAUAAACUUUAAAAGGAUUUAGAGAAUAGAGUAUUAAAAGUAAUUGAAUUAUAAGAACAAUAUGAUUAUUUACUUGAUUAACUUAAUAAAUUAAAAAAUUAAUUAAAUUAUGAAGAGAUUGGAAUUUAUGAAGAGAAUCAAAAAUUACAUUCAUAAAUGCAAGAAAUUAAUAAAAAAUAUUUAUAAGAAGAAUCCUUAAGAAGAUCUAAUUAAUUAACAUCAAGUUAAACUUUGUAAGCAAAACUCUCAAGAAUUUAAUAACUUGAAUAGUAAUUAUAUUUAUUAUAUCUAAAGGGAAAAUUAUCAAUUAAAAUUAGAUAUUUAGAACUCAUAAAUUUUGAAAUCACAGAACAAUAAUAAUGAAUCAGUCUUUAUUUCAUAAUAUUAAUCUGUCAAUAAAGGAAGUAUGAUUUCUAAAAUAGUUAAAAAAUAAUAAAAUUAGAAUGAUUUAUAGUGA